CAUUCACCGAAAAUGCUCUGCCCGUUUCAGUUUCAAUACCAAGGUCAUGUCUAACAUGAAAAAUUACGUAGAAAUCCAGGUCAACCCCUGCAGCUAUACGCUUCAGUUCCUGUAUUCAAUACCGUAUAAAAACCAACGAGUGCAUCAAAUUACACACCAAUUGUAACCGGUCAGUCUCUUUAUUAGCAACACAGACCAUUUCGACAAUGUUCAAACUGGUGGUGUUGUGCGCCCUUGUGGCCGUAGCUGUGGCUAAACCAGGUGGUGUCGCACAUGUGGCUUACUCCGCGUAUCCUGUGUCAGUGUCUUCGGGAGUUAGUCACACGUACAGGAAGGACGUCAUCAGCCAGCCUGUGGUGGUGGCCCCAGUGCACACUGUCCAUGCUGCUCCAGCUGUCCAUGCAUACCAUCACACCCCUGUAGUCGCUGUGGCUGCUCCAGCUGUCAGUCAUUCCUAUAGGAAGGAUGUGAUCCACUCCAGCCCCGUUGUGUCUGUUCACACAGUUCCAGUUCUGGUCGCAGCUCAUGGAUACCAUGGUAACGGUCACCACGAAUGGUAAAGAGAGGACCUGGUGCAGUUGUGGAUGUCAUUUUGUAAAUAAUCUGUGUAUGUAUUUUUUGUAAGAGAAAAUAAAAGUUGUUUCUUC
Acanthoscelides obtectus is the source of this 647-nucleotide messenger RNA. The record is from the annotation of a GenBank genome assembly. Lineage: Eukaryota; Metazoa; Arthropoda; Insecta; Coleoptera; Chrysomelidae.